This is a messenger RNA of Thecamonas trahens ATCC 50062, 1359 nucleotides long. RefSeq lists its product as uncharacterized. Gene Ontology annotation, biological process: GPI anchor biosynthetic process. Gene Ontology annotation, molecular function: glycosyltransferase activity. Gene Ontology annotation, cellular component: Golgi membrane. The transcript has 2 exons. The record is from RefSeq and is a predicted model, not a curated record. Lineage: Eukaryota; Apusomonadida; Apusomonadidae. Bases 1 to 1359 code for a protein of 452 amino acids.
AUGGUCAUCAUGGUCUGGCUCCUCUUCCUGGUGGUGGUCCUGGUCCUGGUCCUGGUCCUGGUCCUGGUCGUCCUAGUCCUGGUGGUUCUAGUCCUGGUGGCCCUGGCCCUGGUGGUCUUCGUCUUAGAGCUCGGUCUGGUCUUUGCUGCCAUUGCCUUUUCAGCUAUGUAUCUCUCGCAGUGCCGCAAUCCGUACUCGUGGUACUGGACGGGUCGUGGGUUGAGACCACUGCCGUCAUCGGUGGAGCUGGAUGAUAAGGUUGCAAAGCUGGCUUCGUUCAAGGAGAGGUCAAAGGCGCAGGAAGAUGGCAAGGGCAAGGCUCAGCUGUGUGUCUCGUUCAUUGCCUCGCAUCGGAGACACAAUCAGGGCUAUCUCAUCCACUCGCUCAACUCACUCGUCCGCAACGCUGCCGACGGCGUGCUGGACAAGACCGAUGUGUUCUACAACGUGCUUGAUGCCGAGCUGUGCAAGGACAACCAGCACGCCGACAUUGUGGCCGAACGCAGCCCGGUCAUGGUCUUCCGUCCGCCGGUUUACGACGAGCUCGAGUGGGAGUCAGAGAGCAUCGAGUCCGGCUCGCCCAAGCCAGCGGGCCUCAACUUUGACCUCAAGAAGGCGCAGGCCAACGUGGCGCACCUGCGCAAGGACCAGUGCCGGUCUGCGUUCCGGCUGCAGACGCUCGACUACGCGUACUCGCUCUACGCCAACUCGCACUGGUGCAAGUACACGCUGGCGAUCGAAGACGACGCCUUUGCCGCGCCACGAUGGGACGUCAAGGCGCUGGCGGUGGCGUACGAGCUCGAGGGCCGCGACCCGCAGUGGCUCUCGGCCAAGCUGUACUACCCGUCGAACUGGGGCGCAGAAGACGCGCCAUUCAUCCUUGCUGUUGCAUCGCAGAUCGGCGUGGCGUACGCGUUGGCGGCCCGGUUCUGGCUGGCGCGGACGAGGCGGGUGACCUUUCGGCUUUGGUCGCUCCCGUUCCUCUUCCUCUUCCUUUGGGGCGGCGCCGUCGGCUUUGGUGUCAUCCGCCUCUCCUCCAAGCAGGCCAUCUUCCCGCUCCCGCAAGGCACGUAUCCGAUCCGCAACGGAAUGGUGACGACAGCAUACCUGUUCAACAACGCCAACGCCGAGUCAGUCAUCAAGUACUGGCGGGUGACGGCGCACGACGGCGAGGCCAAAGACACGGCUUACAACUCGUACCUGCACACGCCGCUUGCCGACCCGUACAACACCUACAUGCACGUCCCGCAUCUCUUCCAGCACGUCGGCUUCCACUCGGCCACGCAGCACGCCAUCUCCGAGGCCGAGUACCGGACCCGCAAGAUGUCCAACGUGUUUGACGGCGAGUUUGUCCUGUGA